Messenger RNA from Piliocolobus tephrosceles (Ugandan red Colobus), 1348 nucleotides. RefSeq names its product proteasome activator complex subunit 3-like. Gene Ontology annotation, molecular function: endopeptidase activator activity. Bases 99 to 707 code for a protein of 202 amino acids. NCBI's taxonomy places the organism in Eukaryota, Metazoa, Chordata, Mammalia, Primates, Cercopithecidae. Gene Ontology annotation, biological process: regulation of G1/S transition of mitotic cell cycle; positive regulation of endopeptidase activity; regulation of proteasomal protein catabolic process. The record is from RefSeq and is a predicted model, not a curated record. The transcript has a single exon. Gene Ontology annotation, cellular component: cytoplasm; nucleoplasm; proteasome activator complex.
GUCUGGUUUAUGGCAGCGGCGAGGCCCGAGCACAGCCAUCCAAGGGGGAUGCAUAACCCAGGUCGUGUCCACCCCAAAGCUCGAGUCCUCUAGAAGCCAUGGCUUUUCCUCUGAAGCUAGAGCUGGACAUGCAGGGGAAAGUAGAUUUGUUUCGGGCCCCUAUCGCCCAGGAGGCCGAGGAUCUUGUGUCCACCUUCUUUCCUCAGGAGGUCUUGGAGCUGAAUAGCCAAGUUCAGGAGCUCCGGCUGCAAGACCUGUCCAGAAUCCAUUCGGUGCCAACCCCGGAGCCCCUGGCCACCCCAGGCACCGUGGGAGAUGGGCCCAACCAAAAUCUGCCACCUCUGCAGACUCAGUUCUCCAUCGAGGUCCCAGCACUGCUUGGCAGCGGGGGACAGCGCCUGCGGAGCAACCAGCAUGUGAUGGAUCUGAUUGAUCAGGUAAAACCUGAGAUUGAGCUGCUGAAAGAAAAAUGCAACACAGUGCGGAUGUGGGUGCACCUGCUUAUCCCGAAGGUGGAGAAUGGCAACCACUGCAGGGUGUCUGGAUAUCCAGGAAGACACUGUGGACCAGCUGUGGACUGUGGAGAGCACAGCGGCCUCCUAUCUACACGACUUCUCUACCUACUACAACACCCGGGCCGAGUUGGUAUCCAAGAUAGUGAAGUACUCCCAAGUGGAAGAUUAUCGCAGCACUGUAGCAGAGGUUGACGAAAACGAGUACCUUAGUGUGCGCCAGAUCCUGCUGCACCUACGGAGCGAAUAUGCCACCUUGCAUGAUGUAAUCCUUAAAAACAUCGAGAAGAUCAAGACCCUUCGGAUCACCAACACUGAUAGCCUUUCUCCACCCCGCUUGCCUUCAGGAGUUGGCGGAGCUGUUUACGCACCUAGAAGGCUGGUUAUUAAUGACUCUAAGGCGAUAAAAUGACUGGAAAUGUGUGUUACCAUUUAGUUAGAAUUUCAUACAGCUCAUCCUCAUACUGAAUCAUCUUUUGGUAUAAUUUUUAUUUGAUUUUCCUUUUGUGAAGAGAUUGGGGACAAACCAUCAAGGAGAAAGGACUGCCAUUUUUAAAAGCAGCUUUGUAGAUGAAUGUUGGCCACGGUUUCUUUAUUAUGGCCUUAGCGACAUUGAAUGGUUUUAGGGGCUACUUAAAAACUAAAUCUUAAAGUUAAAUGAAGCUUUUCCUAAAGUUCUGCUAUCCUUUAAACUUUGUUCAAACUUACAGAAGUGCUCCUUUUACACCAUCAUUUUUCUUUUUUUGCAAGGAACGGAGUUUAAAGGGAUAUAUUUAAGUCAUUAUAUGCCUCCAGUUUAACAGAUUGAAAUAAAACUUGGUUAUAAAAUUUUGUGA